Molecule: messenger RNA, 834 nt
Organism: Stylonychia lemnae
Lineage: Eukaryota; Ciliophora; Spirotrichea; Sporadotrichida; Oxytrichidae
Source: the annotation of a GenBank genome assembly
AUGAUUAAUCCUUUAUAAGGCAAUGGAGCGGAGUAGCAAUUUUUUGUUAAAGAGCCCUCAGAGAUUCAACCUCAUUUUGACUAUUAUGAAACAGAGUCAAUAAACGAUAGCUAAAUUGAUGGUCUUUAAUCCGAAUCUUCCGAUGAUGUAUCCAAAAAUUUCAAUCAAGAUUCACUCAAUAGAGAGGACGGACUAUAAAACUAAAUUACAAACCCAAGGUUAUAGGAGGAAAGAAAAGGGGAUGCAGCGGGUGAGUAUUUUAACUAGGAAACUUCAAACGGUAAGAGUCGGUUCAAAUGCACCUACCAUGAUUGUAAUAAGAGCUUUUCAAGAAAAAGUAGAUUAAAAGCACAUCUGCAUCUCCAUCUUGGAACUUAGCCAUUCAAAUGCCCACAUCCAGGAUGCAAUAAAGCAUUCUCGGAACGACCUAAUCUUGUUAUUCACAUUAGAAUCCACACUAAAGAGAAGCCAUUUAGCUGUCAGAUGUGUGGAAAGACAUUCACCACAAAAGGCAAUAUGAAAGACCAUUAUAGACGCCAUUUCAAACAAAAGUAUCUUAUUUUCUUAGAUAAUCUAUAGGCCGUGUAAUAAUAACCGCAAAUAAUCUAAACCUUUGUACCCGUUUACAUUAAUCAGUAACAGAUGUUCCCACUACAGGUACCGUAAAACUACAAUCUUUCUUAAAAUCAACACUUUGGAGUUAAUUAUCCGAUAACCAUUGUUAAUAACCCUGUAUCAGUAGCUCAGCCACUGUACACUUAGCAUUAAUCAUAUCUUCAGCCAGGCAACUUCACAAUGUCAAACAAUUACACUUAGCAAAAUUUAUAUCGAUGA